CCACAAUCAAUAGAAGGCUGUUAGGCAUGGUCAAGUUGUAGGAGGGUAGGGUAUGUAGUAGUCAACAGUAGCUGCAGCAGGAGCCGGUUAGAGACAAAAACGGAGAAAGAGGCAACAAUAUGGCCGAGUUUGUAAAUGCCAAAAUCAAGGGAGAUAAAGUUGUUGUUUUCUCCAAGCCCACUUGUCCUUACUGUCAGAUGGCUGUUGAAACUCUUAAGCAAUACUCGUUUAAACCAGGAUGCCUGGAUAUUAUAGAUAUCAGCUCCCUAAGCGAUAUGAGCGGCAUACAGGAUUGUUUGCAACAGCUGACGGGAGCUCGGACUGUUCCUCGUGUAUUUAUUGGGAAUGAAUGUGUUGGAGGAGGGACAGAUGUAAAGAGCUUGCACCAAAAUGGACAGUUGGAAGGAAAAUUGCGAGCCAUUAAUGCUUUGGCAUAACAUCACAUUGAACAGUGAGAAGAAGAAUGCAAGAAGAACACAAAUGUCACGUUUGAACAAGACCUUCAGGAUGACUGUAGUGGAAUCCAGCAUAAUCUUGUAUAAUUAAUUGUAUUACAGCAGUUGUUUGUAGUCCUUUGGGUUCCUUGUACCUUAAUAUAAUCUUUAAUCUACUGCUUGUAGCCUCACACAUUCAUGAAAAAACUACUAUAACUGAAUUUUGUUUAGUAUCUAGAAUUAAGCAUCAUGAAAUGAACUAUGUUGUCUAUUCAUUUAUAUUAAAGUAUGUCAGGGCUUUUGGAGAUACUUUACUGAAACCAUGUAAACACCUACCUAGUUUCUUAUGCACUGUCAUUAAUAUUUAAGUUUCUGCCUAAGAAAAAUGUAGGGUUAAGACUAUUUUGAAAGGUUCCUUACCACAAUUUUCACAAGAUUUUACAUUCUAAUUUAAUAUGAAAGAAAUUAAAGUAGAAUUUAAAUCCUGCAUUUAUGUACCGGAUAAGGACAUGUUGGAGGGGUGCGUCACUCCCUGCACCCCACUUAAUGUAAAAUGCUCUGUGAUCAUUGCAAGUCUGGGAAUGGAUGGAUUUACCCUGCAGAGUCUACAUUUUGAAAAAAGUCGAUUUUUGCACUCAUUAAAAGUCGCAAUGUUUCUGUUGUACUCAACAUGGACUUUGUUUUAAUUGAAUAAUUCUCUACAGCAUAGUUUUCAAAUUUGUUUACAUCACUUUUUUUCCAUUCCUCUCCUGUUUGAGAGUAUGGGAACUGUGGAAGCCUUUGCAUAACUUUGUUUACUUAGAUUGCUUAAAGCUGUGCAUUUUUUAUGCCAUUUACUUAAUUGAAAUGACAGUAUAUUUAUACAAUUACAAAUAUUAAAUAAAUACUGUUUUGAUUUCACA
Molecule: messenger RNA, 1336 nt
Organism: Protopterus annectens (West African lungfish)
Lineage: Eukaryota; Metazoa; Chordata; Ceratodontiformes; Protopteridae
Gene: GLRX
Product: glutaredoxin
Exons: 3
Coding region: 120-437 (105 amino acids)
Source: RefSeq, a predicted model, not a curated record